Molecule: messenger RNA, 2762 nt
Organism: Capra hircus (goat)
Lineage: Eukaryota; Metazoa; Chordata; Mammalia; Artiodactyla; Bovidae
Gene: MEN1
Product: menin 1
Exons: 10
Coding region: 120-1967 (615 amino acids)
Biological process (GO): regulation of transcription by RNA polymerase II; negative regulation of cell cycle; negative regulation of cell population proliferation
Cellular component (GO): chromatin; nucleus; histone methyltransferase complex
Molecular function (GO): Y-form DNA binding; chromatin binding; transcription cis-regulatory region binding
Source: RefSeq, a predicted model, not a curated record
UGGCAGGGACAACAGGGGGCCUUGGACUCCUCUUCCCGGCAGGCAGUGCGGCCCGAGGGGGGCGGAACUCCAUUUCCCAGCAGGCUUCAGGCGGUGGGCGCCGCGGUGCCUUGUGUGGGAUGCCGAGGGCCGCCGCCAUGGGGCUGAAGGCUGCCCAGAAAACGCUGUUCCCGCUGCGUUCCAUCGACGAUGUGGUGCGCCUGUUCGCUGCCGAGCUGGGCCGAGAGGAGCCGGACCUGGUGCUCCUAUCCUUGGUACUGGGCUUCGUGGAGCAUUUCCUAGCUGUCAACCGCGUCAUCCCCACCAACGUGCCUGAGCUCACUUUUCAGCCCAGUCCUGCGCCCGACCCUCCUGGCGGCCUCACCUACUUCCCGGUGGCCGACCUGUCCAUCAUCGCUGCCCUCUAUGCCCGCUUCACUGCCCAGAUCCGUGGCGCCGUUGACCUGUCUCUCUACCCGCGAGAGGGGGGCGUCUCCAGCCGUGAGCUGGUCAAGAAGGUCUCCGAUGUCAUCUGGAAUAGCCUCAGCCGCUCCUACUUCAAGGAUCGGGCCCACAUCCAGUCCCUCUUCAGCUUCAUCACAGGCACCAAACUGGACAGCUCUGGUGUGGCCUUUGCCGUGGUGGGGGCCUGCCAGGCUCUGGGUCUCCGGGAUGUCCACCUGGCCUUGUCUGAGGACCACGCCUGGGUAGUGUUUGGGCCCAAUGGAGAACAAACAGCUGAAGUCACUUGGCAUGGCAAGGGCAACGAGGAUCGCAGAGGCCAGACAGUCAACGCGGGUGUGGCUGAGCGGAGCUGGCUGUACCUGAAAGGAUCAUACAUGCGCUGUGACCGCAAGAUGGAGGUGGCAUUUAUGGUAUGCGCCAUCAACCCUUCCAUUGACCUGCACACCGACUCCCUGGAGCUCCUGCAGCUGCAGCAGAAGCUGCUGUGGCUGCUCUAUGACCUGGGACAUCUGGAAAGGUACCCGAUGGCGCUGGGGAACCUGGCGGAUCUGGAGGAGCUGGAGCCCACCCCGGGCCGGCCGGACCCACUCACCCUCUACCACAAGGGCAUUGCCUCAGCUAAGACCUACUACCGGGAUGAGCACAUCUACCCCUACAUGUACCUGGCUGGCUACCACUGUCGCAAUCGCAAUGUGCGCGAAGCUCUGCAGGCCUGGGCCGACACAGCCACUGUCAUCCAGGACUACAACUACUGCCGUGAAGAUGAGGAGAUCUACAAGGAGUUCUUUGAAGUAGCCAAUGACGUCAUCCCCAACCUGCUGAAGGAGGCCGCCAGCCUGCUGGAGGCUGGCGAGGAGCGACCCGGGGAGCAGACUCAGGGCACGCAGAGCCAGGGUUCUGCCCUCCAGGACCCAGAGUGCUUCGCCCAUCUGCUGCGAUUCUACGAUGGCAUCUGCAAAUGGGAAGAGGGCAGCCCCACCCCCGUGCUGCACGUGGGCUGGGCCACCUUCCUUGUGCAGUCCCUAGGCCGUUUUGAGGGACAGGUGCGGCAGAAGGUACGCAUAGUGAGCCGAGAGGCGGAGGCAGCCGAGGCUGAAGAGCCGUGGGGCGAGGAAGCCCGAGAAGGCCGGCGGCGGGGCCCACGGCGGGAAUCCAAGCCCGAGGAGCCGCCGCCGCCUAAAAAGCCGGCGCUGGACAAGGGCCCAGGCGCGGGCCAGGGUGCGGCGCCAGGACCCCCUCGGAAGCCCCCAGGCACAGUCCCCGGGACUGCCCGCGGCGCUGAAGGCGGCAGCGUUCCAGUGCCGGCACCCGCUGCAUCACCGCCACCUGAGGGUCCGGUGCUGACGUUCCAGAGUGAGAAGAUGAAAGGCAUGAAGGAGCUGCUUGUGGCCACCAAGAUCAAUUCGAGCGCCAUCAAGCUGCAGCUCACAGCGCAGUCACAAGUGCAGAUGAAGAAGCAGAAGGUGUCUACACCCAGUGACUACACGCUUUCCUUCCUCAAGCGGCAGCGCAAGGGUCUCUGAAAUACCAGGACUCCUUAUCCGCCUACCGAGAGCCCGCCCUCAACCCGACGAGGCUCCACCCCAGCCUCUUGAGCCCAGGUUCCGCCCGCAGGCCCCAUCCCUACCCAGAAUGCCAGGCUGCAGGUUCCCAGAGUACAAACUCUGCUCAGCGCCCUGAAUCGCAGGCUCUGCCUAGUCAUUGGAAUAUAGAGCCCAUCCCCAAGAGUCCCAGCCGGCCAUCUGAAACCUUCCCUCUGAGCCCAUCACCACCAGUCUUUAAAGGUCCAACUACGGGAAACAGCCUUCACCUCAGGAACCCAGGCUCCAACCUUCGUCCUGAUCGGUGUUGGCUCAGGGUUGCUUCCAGCCCAUGGGGCUCUUUCACUCUAAACCCUAGAAGCACAGGUCCCACCUACAGCCCGGGAACCAAGGACCCCGCCCAGCUCCUAGGAGAACGUUUCCACACUUAAGAAUUCCAUUCCUUGCAAGCCCCCUACCACAAAGAACCUAAGAAACGCUUCCAGAAUUUGGAAAUGCUAGCUUCCUUGUCGCAUGGGUCGGGGACGUGAAACUCUGCCCCCGGCCUGUGUGAAUCCUGAGCCCUGCCCCCUCCCUGCCCAAACUGGCCCUAGAUCAGAGCAGACCCUUCUUCCGACCCUCUGGGAACCUCCCCGAGGUCCCGCCUGUCUCGGGGGACCCUAGAGGAAAUCUUACAGGGGUUUUGUUUGCGAGUGGGUGAGGGGAGCCUGAUUUCUUCCUGUUUUGUACAUAGAUUUAUUUUUCAGUUCCAAGGAAGAUGAAUACAUUUUGUAAAAA